AUGUUUGCCGCCCCUAUGGUACCGCCUUCAUGCUUCGAAACAGCUGGAAAGCAGCAGAUCGAUGACCCGAAUUCACCCCCGCCGGAGAUCGACAUCAUCUUCGUCAACGGGAUGUUGGGCAGUGUCUUUCAUACAUGGCGUCAGCGGGAUAUUUCCAAGACCGAAGACAAUGAGAAUUUCCCGGGAUGCGGAGAUAAUUCAAGCUUCAGUAAUCUUAAGUCAGAUUCUUGCUGCCCAGGCCAAAUUGGUUGCUGGCCACAAACCUGGUUAAGCAAGGAGUUUCCUGAAGCUCGCAUUCUAGGAGUUAAUGCCAACCUAAGACCCUUCAUAUGGAAUCCAAUUUGCCCUGCAGAAAAAAUUAAGCGUCGAAUAGAUCAAAGAGCUCACGAUAUUCUGCAGCAAUUGUUGAUGGCUGGGGUCGGUCGUCGUCCUAUAGUCUGGGUUUCACACUCCGCUGGUGGAAUACUUACAAAGGAAGUUCUAAGACUCUCAGCCAGCUGGCUUGACGAAUCCUCAGCUCUAUGUUCAUCAUCGAAGAAGAGCGGAAGCAACUCGCAUUUCUACAACGACACUCAGAGUGCAUCAGCUUUUUCCAGCUCCUCAGUUGCCACUGAAAUUUCAUCCCCAGGUUCUUUCAACAGUGUUGAAUCGGGUGAAAUCAACUUGGCGGAGGUUAUGGGAAGUCACGUGGCUGACAUGGAGCCCCCUAGUUCUGUGGCACGCCAAACCAAAGGGAUCAUCUUUCUUUCUGUCCCACAUCGAGGAAAUCAGUCCAUGAUGUUCCUUUACCAAUUCCCAAUGAUAUUCACUCUCACACCUGAAGCAAAACAACUGCAACAAAACAACGAGUCCAUUAUGAACCUUCACGACUGGUUCCUUACCUGGAUUUCGACGCAUCCAGUAGAGGUGCUCAACAUGAUUGAGGACCGGAAGACCGUGGUCAAUCGGUGGUAUUCUGUUCGCUUCGUUCAAAAUGACCCACAAGAUACGGAUUUCUCGGAGGUCGUGCUUGUCGACACCGACCAUUCAGACAUUUGUAAGCCAAAGGACCGCCAAGAUGAAGUCUAUACGCGAAUCGUCGCUUUCAUUUCCCGUGUCUUGGACUCAUCUUCCUAG
Mesocestoides corti is the source of this 1116-nucleotide messenger RNA. The record is from the annotation of a GenBank genome assembly. Lineage: Eukaryota; Metazoa; Platyhelminthes; Cestoda; Cyclophyllidea; Mesocestoididae.